Messenger RNA from Myxozyma melibiosi, 1817 nucleotides. Its product is annotated as Sec34-like family-domain-containing protein. The transcript is spliced from 7 exons. Gene Ontology annotation, biological process: intra-Golgi vesicle-mediated transport; Golgi organization; intracellular protein transport. Gene Ontology annotation, cellular component: cis-Golgi network; membrane; COG complex. Lineage: Eukaryota; Fungi; Ascomycota; Lipomycetes; Lipomycetales; Lipomycetaceae. The record is from RefSeq and is a predicted model, not a curated record. The coding region runs from base 97 to 1593 and encodes 498 amino acids.
UUCCCCUGUGUGCGCGGUGCGUUCGGCGGCUUUUUCACAUAUCUUCACAAAGCCAUUCGCAGCUCCGUUUGAUUGAUCACCAAGCGAGGCGCCAAAAUGUACGACGACUGGGCGUAUCACGUCAGUCCCUCACUAUAUGCCCCGCAGCCCACACCGCAGAAAAUCCGGCGGAGACGUAAAUCGAUACUGCAAGAUGUCGCUUUAGAACACGUUCAGUCCCCCGACGCGCGCGAUUCACGACCCGGAAGUCUACGACAUGUGGCCGAAGAAGUAGUGCAGUCCCGACGAGCAGCCCCUCAGAUUCCAGAGUACACCGUCCCCGCGAGACGAAGCAAUUCAAUGUCUGGAAUCGCGCGACUACGAGAGAUGGAUUCGAGUCGGCAGGUCGGGAUCGAGAGCAGUCUGAAGCCAUUGUCGCUCAUGUACCCGUUCACGCCCGUCGAGAGAAAUAAUCUGAUAUAUGGCUCGGAUGAUGAAUUGUCGCUGAUGGAUGUGUAUGAUUCACUUGAAAAGGAGAUUCAAGAUGCCGAGGAUGCACAAUUUCUAAAAUUCCACGCCACGGCCGAAUCACACCGCGAAUCCUGCAAGGUAUUUGUCGCGCAAGCCAACAGCAUGCUCGAGCUCCUCGAUACUCUUGCCGCUGGCUUUGACGCUGUGCGGAAGCAGACCUCGACGUUCCAGGACGCCUGCGACGAACUCUCGGUCGAGCACAGCCGGCUUGAGUCUCUAGCGGACGAUAUCGAGCGGCAUUUGAAGCCGUUCAAUAUGCUCGAGGAGAUCACGAAGAGGCUUAAUAUGCCGGGUACAGACUUUGUGACGCAAGAGGGAUUCAAGCAGAUGUUGAGCACGCUUGAUCAAUGUAUCGAUUACUGCGAUGCUCAUCCAAAUUUCAACGGCAUAGAUUUAUACGUCAUGCGCUUCCGCCAAUGUAUGACCCGCGCACUGACGCUAAUCCGCGUACACUUUAUAAACGCGAUCCGCGACGUCGCCAGCGACGUGCAGACGCGAAUAGCCGCGAAAGCACUCAACGAGACCACGCAAUCCGCGCUCUUCUACACAAAGUUCAAGGUCGACGCGCCGGUGCUGCAGGGACUCACGGACGAGAUCCGGAAACGGUGCGAAGGGCAUGAUGAGUAUUCUGGGCUGCUGGCGGAUUGCUACAAGUAUUAUACGAAUACGCGGAGGAAGCUUAUUAUUCCGGUGAUUAGCAAGCGGGUUAUGGAUAUGAAGGGCUCGAUAGCAGAGUUGCUGCAGCUGACACGGCAAGGGAUUGCAUACAUGAGAACUGUGUGCAUGGACGAGUAUGAGUUAUUUUACGCAUUAUUCACCGAAGGCGAAGGUGUCGCAUAUGAGUUCCUUGAAUCGCUAUGCGAACCUUUGCAAGACGUGCUUCGAAGCCGCAUCAUUCACGAGAAGCGAGCCGAAGUUCUUUACGAGCUUUGUUCUCUGCUGCAAGGGCUUUCCACCCAGGACGGUGAAGAAGCUGAUGACGGAUACUUUGAUCGCCCGCAACUGGAUUUCGGUAAAUUGUUCCAGUCCACGUUACAGGAUGCCCAGAUGAAACUGGUGUUUAGGAUGCAGGCAUACGCUUAAUCUUGAUUCUGUUGUCCAGUUACUGGUGGCCGGACGGAGACAGCAGAGCAAAGCUAGUUGGAAUAAGGGCGACGGCAUGAGUAUCAAUCACCACAUCUAACGAUAUCAUCUCAUUUAUUUUAUUUUCUUUUCUAAUGUUUUUUGUUUAUGUGUGCUAUGUUUUGCGCAGUGUGUAUAGAGCGUGUAAAGUGAUUGACUAAAAUUGAAUUUAUUGACCGACUAAA